Molecule: messenger RNA, 6279 nt
Organism: Fopius arisanus
Lineage: Eukaryota; Metazoa; Arthropoda; Insecta; Hymenoptera; Braconidae
Exons: 2
Coding region: 276-4700 (1474 amino acids)
Biological process (GO): tRNA methylation
Molecular function (GO): tRNA (guanine) methyltransferase activity; RNA binding
Source: RefSeq, a predicted model, not a curated record
CCCCAGAAUCUGGUGGAUCUCAUCGACUCGGCAUAUGCGCCAUAUCAACGGCCUGACAUUGAUACGGCAGUUAUGCCUGUUAUGGGCGCCAUUAGUUUUUCUCUCCAUCGAAAACAGAGGUUAGAAUCACUGGCACAUGUCACAUUGUCAAAAUGUAAGUCAAUCUCCAGAGACUGCACAAAUCGAAUAUGAGAUAAUAAUACUAAAUAACAGUCGAGAAUUUACCCCUAACACUUUGAAAUCAAACUAUAUAUUUUUAAUACCAUCCCACUACAAUGGACACUCACGAAACGCUCCACAGAAUAUUUGUAAACACCUCUACAUCUGGAUUUACACUUGUCAGUAUUCUCGAUCCGUCAUUCGAAAACGAUCCAUUGAAAUUCAUUCACAAAGUCUUCGAUAUUUAUCAAGCGAGAGUUGAAAAAAAUACUGUUGAUGAUAAACUGCAUGAAGCCUUUUACACAUUGUUGUGCUACCAGUACCAAUUGCACUCUCAAAAGAAAAUACACGAGACUGUUAAUCACUUUUCUAAUAAAAAAUUAAUGAACAAUUUGAGGAAGACUUUGUUCAUUUGUGACGACAAUAAUGAAAAUAUUAAAGAAGUCUUGUAUAAUGUCACAGUCCUCCAGAUUAUUCUUUAUCUGAGCGAAGAAAAUUUACUGCAGUUAUGGAGCGAAGCUUGUGAUUUCAUAAAUCAACAAAUUGAAAUUGCCAACGAUCCACAGACCUAUUUUUCCAUUAUGGAAGUUUUCGCAGACGCGGCUGUCCUGAGAAAGAAAUUAUUCGAAAAAUGCAGAGUGGAAAUGCCUGUUAAAUUACUGGAGGGAAUUAAAUGUUGGUUCCAAAAAAUCGAUGAGAAUAAAUCUGAGGAAUGGACCCCCUUUCUAUCACUACUUUUGAAGCUCACAAAAGCAGUGACCUCUCGUCAAUUGGUACUCGAUACGUUAUGGACCUGUAUAAUAGAAUAUAAUCCACAUACAGAGAAAAAAUCAUUAACGCUUUUAUGCGGUAUGAUAGAUGAUUUCCUCUCAGAAAAGUCUCAAGAUGCUAUAAAACUGAACGUCGAGUUCUGCCUGAAUGACAAAAUUUCACAUCUCAUUGUCGAUCACUUGACAUCGAACAUCCAAUUGUACAGAAAACAAGCGCAAUUUAUUCUCGACCUGAUUACUGAUUAUCUGAAGGCAUAUUUCCAAAAAGUCGAUGUUACCGAUAAAAACGAAUCAAUUUUGCCCUUCAUCUUCUGCAAGGACGGCCUAAAUAGCGAAACCAUCAAGAGCAAGUACUUCUUACUUCUAGAGAGUUUAGAAGAGAAACAAGCGCAUCUAGUCCUCCCUGCAAUGAGCCACUUGGACGAACUCCUGGAUACAAGUAUUACCCACGACCCCUUGCUCAACAUCACCUGGGUGAGAUGCCUCUUCACUCGUAUCUUGAACCACGAUAACGAUAGAGUAAUAAAAGCCGGAAUCACUGCACUACUUCGAAUGGAACUACGAAUUUUCGACGAUAAAUUUAUCACUCUGCUGAUUGAAACCCUGAAUAAGACAUUUCUCUACGAAGAUCAGAGCUCAAAUCCUCAUCCCCAGGUUUUCAGGGAUUUAUCACAGAUGAUUAUCACAGCAGAGCAGUCCGAAAUUAAUAUCACCAGCAAAUUAAUCAUUGCGGCAGCUAACAUUAACUGGGCACCCAUUCCCCUUUUUUACAUGCUCGAAGCUCUUGGAAAUAAUAGAGAAUUGAAAGCAGCGAAACACAAUACUUGGAGUGAAGAGGAAUUGGCAGCUCUGAGGAUAAUAAUUGACAAACACGUGAAGAAACAGAUGAAAAUAAUGAGAGCUCCGACAUUGAUGAAUAUCCUCAAGUGCAUUACGAUUUACGUGAAAUCCACAUCGGAUUUAAUUAAUCUGGGUAAAAUAUUUUAUUCUAUCGCCAGUGAUAAAGUACUCAAACGUGGAGAUGAUAACUGGAGGCUGAUAAUGGAUUAUUUGAAAGAGAAUAUUACGGAGAAGCUUGCAUUAGAAAAUACAACUGAGGGCUUCGCCCUUUUGAAGAAUGGUAGCGAAAAUACGAGUGUUGAAGCCCUAGCAAUAUUAAUUGUUCUUCUGUGUGACACUGGGAAUAUAUCAAUCGCAAAUAGCUUACGUGAAUUAUUCAUUCCACUGAUUAAUUCGUACAAAAGGCCAUACGCUAAUUUCUCGGUUUUAUCUAAAACCUUGAAAAUGAUCACUUGUCUGAUAAAUCUUGCACCCCGAGAAAAUGAUGCUUACGUCAUCGCAAUCUGUGAAUUUUCUCAGUCGAUAUUCGAAUUAAUUAUGAGCAGUUUGAGAUCCAACUGGCCCAAAACGUACGAAUCAGCUACAAUUUAUGUGGAGGCACUUGGUGCUAUUCUCAAAAUUCGACAUUUAUCUCCUACUUUAUCUGCAUUAAUUAACGCCAAGAUUAAUGCUAAAGACGAUGAGCUGGAAGAAAUUGUAGGUCUCAUUAGUAAGAGAGACACUCCUCUUAUUCGAUUGUGGUACACAUUGCAUAUAUUAUGCUUGAUUGGAGAUAAAGGCUGUAACUUUAUUUUUUAUAAGCGUCUUCCCAGGACAUUUGCUACUGAAGGAGACGGAAAAAUCGUCUCUGAGUGUUACGGUCGGAUGGCCUAUAUUUAUUAUUAUGUAAUUGCACGAGAGGAAAAAUUGUCUGGAGAAUUUGUUGAUGAAUUCUUAACAGAUAAAAUUGCUGCCCUGACAUCAGCCAGAUCUGACCAUGCAAUCCCAGCAAUUACUGCAACUCUACGUGAGAUCAUAAUUAAAUUGGCCAAUUGUGUCGAAAUAAUUGAAAGACAGACUCAAAUCAUUAAAGAUAUUAUCGCAGAUUUGUGGCAGAAUUUGUGGGAUAUGAAUAAAACCUCUGAAUUUUGGGAGUCUGCUGCACAGUUGAUGCAGUUGUUAUUAAAUGAAGAUUUCCUCGGUGUGAUAGAAUUCCGAGAAAUAUCUGUAUAUUAUGUCAAUGACAUUAUUGCCAAGACAGAUAAUACUUCACCACUGAGAUGUAUGCUUUUUACACAGAUGAUGCACCUCUCAGGCGAUAAUAUCAUAAUUUUUAGUGAUUCGAUAUUGUCUUCUUUUCUGCAGACAGACAUUGGAAAAAUUAAUAAGAGAAUCGAAAUGCAGACAUGCUGCUAUAUUUUGAAAAACCAUACAAUCGAUAUUUUGGAUGAAUACUUCAAAUCGGGACUGGGAGUUUACACAGAUGUGAUAACUCGAGCAGCCUUAGUAAUAUUAAUGGCAAGAAUGGAUAAAAAGAACUCGGCAAAUUUUCAUGAUUGCGUCCAACAACUCCUCUCAAUGUUCAAGAAAUUGGAAGGCAAGAGAUACUUUGGAGAUUCGAAUGUGCACAGGGUGAAGCAUCGAAUAAUGCAAGGAAUUUUAUUAAUUCAAGAGAAUAUCCUCGAGGAUGAUAUCGUAUCAGUUCACGAUACUCUGUGCCAUUCAAUUUUAAUUGAGAGCGAUCAGCCAAGUGUUAGGAUUAUGAAAGAGUGGUGCCUUGUACUGAUUUAUACGAAAAAUGCAUCAUUAUUAGAUCGAAUCUGGGAUCUUUUUCAUUUAGCUCGUGAAAAUCGACCAGGAAGCCUUACAUCUGUUGUAUCAAUCGUCUAUCACCUAGCCCAGACAUUAUAUCCCUCCUCUGAGACAUUGAAAUUCCUCGAGAAGGCUGUAAGCCACAUUCUACCUGGCUGUUUCUCUCAACAAUUUAUUGUUCGAUUAUAUUCUCAGGUGAUAUUGGACAAAUUGUUAAAGAUGAUGGACAUGAGUUUACCUGAGCACACUGAUAAAUAUGAAAGCAUUAAGAAUGCUGUGAAGGAAAGUCUUCGAUAUGGAAAUUUGAUGACUAAUUCUGUCAAGUUACUUGAAAAUUUUUAUUUUUCGAUAUUUAAUCCGAAUAGAAAUUUGAGCCUACAGAGCAUUUUCCAUGAAGUUCCACGAUUGACGAAUGUUUCAAUGGAUGAGUGGAUCACGACCAAGAUUUUUCAGUCAUUACAAUCGACAGGAAUAUCACAGCUGGGAUUCAGGAUUUCUGAUAUUCAAGGGGACUUGAGUACAGUCGAAACUCCAGCAGAGUUGAAUGAACCUGGGAUUGUUGAAUCAUCUUCAUGCCAAAAUGUUUUGACUGAUAUUCAGAAAAAAAUAAUGCCAUCCACAUCAGGGUCAACCCCACUGACGACGAGACAGAAAUUCAUGAUAAAUGAUACUGGUCUAAUCGUGAUUGCCAGUUUGAUCGAGGGUCUGCCUAAUCUGGGAGGACUUGCCAGGACAGCAGAAAUUUUUUGUGCAAGAGAACUGGUUCUCAGCAGCAAAAGAUACAUUGAGAAUAAAGACUUCCAGAGUCUGAGUGUUACUGCAGAGAAAUGGAUCACAAUAUCAGAGGUGAAAGCCCAUGAAUUACGCGAUUAUCUACUGGAGAAGAGAUCGAUGGGUUGGAUAUUGGUUGGUGCAGAGCAGACAGUCAAUAGUAUCAAUCUUAUUGACAUGAAGUUCAAUGAGAAGACAAUUCUGCUGCUAGGAAACGAGAAAAAUGGGAUACCAGCGAAUUUGAUUCAAUUAAUGGAUACGUGUGUAGAGAUCCCUCAGGCAGGAGUUGUUCGAUCACUUAAUGUACACGUCACUGGAGCUCUUUGUAUGUGGCAGUACGCACAACAACAUAUUUUUUCACUUCUCUAAUUAUUCACAUCACUUUUUAAUCAUUCACUGUAAUUUAAUUAUAAAUAUUCUGAAAUAACUUGAGACGAUCACUUAACACCCCGUGCUCCCAUCUGUACUGCUCGUCUGCUCGCCUACUAACUGAUUCAUUGUCCGAAUGGGUGCCUUUUCUGAGAAUCGAAUAGAAACGGAAUUGUUGUCAAACAUUUGACCUUCGGGAGCGACCCGCUCCGCCCCUCGAUGAAAUAUCAAAACAAAGGGGACGAUUUCCCACGUCUUCCUGUGAUCCUGUUCCACGCCCCCAAUUAAUGUUUUCAUGUCCUUAUUGGUUACUAUUAAAAAGGCUGAUACCUCUUCAAUUAUUUUGAUAUUCAUUUUAUAUAAAAUCACAGGAAAAAUCCUAAGAUCGAUCCUCUUAAGAUAGGGGGGUUAUUCGGGCAAGGUUUAAAUAAGUUGACAAAUGAACUUCUCAUAAUCACAACAAAUGUUAUAAUAAACCAUAUUUUUACAGUCGCUGUUACAUUGCAGAACGAACAAGUUACAUUAUUCGACGGAAUUAUUUCAUCAUCCAUUAUCCAUUUUUCAAUAAUAAAAUAAUCGAUAUUUCUUAAACUCUCUCACAUAAUUAUAUACACCUACUCUCCUCUCUUCCUUCUCAAUAAUCCUGGCGAUGCUCAUACCUUAAUAUCUUAGCAUCAAAUGAAAGCAAUGAGAAAGAGAGGUAGAGAGAGAGAGAGAGAACUGAAAAUUUUCCCAAUAACGAGAAAAUAAUCAAGUAGAACGUAAUGAAAAAAUUUGUACAGAAGACGAGUUAAGAUACCUUCGACCAACCCCUCAAUUCUCCAAUGGCAAUGAUUCUCCCCCUUUUUACAUUUACGUAUUGAUUUUUUCUUAAGUACACAAAUUGCGUAAGUACCAGUUGUGCUUGAAGAGUGAUUCCUACUCCAUUUACUUAACUUUUGAUUUAUUGUACGUCUUUGUUAAUUCACCUCGAGUUCUCCCACCUGAUAUUCCCAUCAGAUCUCCAUCGUUACAGCACUCUUGACAAUAAUUUAAUAGUAAUUAAACUAAUUAACAAUGAGAGAGACAGAGAGUGAUUUCUUUUUUUUUUCGUCACGAGAAACGAUUUUUUUGUCGUUAUCCUUCGUGAAGACACUGAAGCUUUUUUUUUUCAUCAUUUCUUUUACUUCACUAACAAUGAAAUAGUCCCGGUGAUGAGGGCGUGUACUCAUCACCGAGAGGAAUACUAUUUUCGUUUAGGAAUGUAGUAAAUAGGUGCAAUAGCGUGCUGAAGAUGAAACCGAGAUAAAUCAUACAAUAGAAAAGAAAGAAAAUCAAGUUCAAUAUCUGCAUUAGUUUAAUAUAUAUCAAUAUUUUUUUGCAAGUCUUACCGAUUAUCGUGAGCGCUCAGCAGCUCAGGUAAGUACGUGGUAAAAUCAAUCACUUCCACAAUUGGAAAAUGUAGGAAAAAAAAAUUCAAUAGAAUAAUCUAACGAAUGCCAUGAGUUUUUCUUCGAAUUAUUUUCGUGCGUAUCAUCCAUGAAUUCAAUUCGUAAUUUUUUCCAAUUCAUCCCCCCCCCCCACGAUUUACAAGUUAAUU